UGCGAGGGGUCCGAACCGGAGCUGCUGACGGGUCGGAUUGAGCGCAUUGCUUGUUCGUGUAGGGUAUCUUUCCUCACCACGCUCUCAUUCUACCCGUCCCGGCGAUUACUCGCGCGCGGCGGCUCUCCUCUCUCGCGGGACUCCUUUGGCAUUCUUUCGCGCUCUCUCCUUUUGAUGACCUUCACAAAGAGGAAUAUGAGUCGUAGUUUUUAUCGUUCUUUUGUUUUUUUGAUAUCUCCUCCCUCUGUUUCUGGUCUUUCUGAAGCCCAGUAUACAAAUCUCUCGCCUUCUUCAUCCCCCCACAGACAGCUGCUAGUAAAAUACUUGACUACAGAUUCUUCUUCUCUUGAGUUGAAGGAAGAGAGUUAUGCCAAGAAAAUCAGGAGAGCGAUUUUAAAAGUUUGUGAUGCGACGGUCGAGGAUGUUGUUCAGUCACUCCGGAGUGAUCAGUCUUGCUGUAGUAUCCAACUCACACCAAACCUUGUUGAUAGUUUACUCCAUAGGUUUGGAGAUGAUUGGAAGUCUGCGUUGGGUUUCUUCAAGUGGGCUGGUUCCCAGUCAGGGUACAAACAUACUCUGUAUGCGUGCGAUAGGAUGGUGGACUUGCUGGGGAAGAUGAAACAGACGGACCGGAUGUGGGAUUUAGUACACGAGUUGCGUAGUGAGGGUCUUGUUACGCUAGAAACAGUUGCCAAGAUCAUGAGAAGACUUGCAGGUGCUGGUAGAUGGAAGGAUACUGUGAAGUUGUUUGAUGAUUUAGAGACUAUGGGCUUUGAUAAGGAUACUAGAUCCAUGAAUAUUUUGCUCGACACUCUUUGCAAAGAGAAGAGAGUUGAGGUUGCUCGUGAAGCUUUUUCAGUGCUAAAGUCUCACAUCCCCCCUGAUGCUUUCACAUUUAACAUUUUUGUCCAUGGAUGGUGCGGUGCACGUAGGAUCGAUGAGGCAAUGUGGACAAUAGAGGAGAUGAAAAAGUGGGGACUUCGACCUUCAGUAAUUACUUACUCUACUAUUCUGCAGGCUUAUUGUAACCAACAUAAAUUUCAGGAGGUUUAUGACCUUCUUGAUAGAAUGGUUGUUGAAGGUUGCCUUCCAAAUGUUGUCACUUACACCACCAUUAUGAAUUCUCUUGCUAACUCAGGGAAGCUUGAAGAAGCAUUGGGUGUAGUGAAGAGAAUGAAGUCAUCUGGUUGUGAGCUCGAUAUACUUUUUUACAACUCUUUGAUCAACAUUCUAGGAAAAGCAGGUCGAUUGCGUGAGGCUGCACACAUCUUUGAUAUAGAUAUGCAAAGGAAUGGGAUCAGGCGUAAUCUGUCAACUUACAAUACAAUGAUCUCAAUUUUCUGCCACAACUGCCAAGAGCAAAAUGCGUUGAAUGUGUUGAAGGAGAUGGAAAAUUUGUCAUUAAAAUUGUUGCUAAAGAAAUAAAAAUAUGGCGAUGAGUUGCAUUAGAUUGUUGAGGCGCAUUAGCAUCACAAAGGAGGCAGCUCAGGUGGUGGGCAUCAGAGGGUUUGCAGUAGCUGGUGGCAAGUCAAAGAAGGGAUCAAAGGGCGGUGGUAGCGGCGAUGCUCCCAAAGCUUCUGAGCUAAGCAAAGAACUGAAGAGCACCACAGUAUUUGGAGCCAAUAUUCUGAAGGAUGGAGCUGAUCCCAAGAUCUUGCCGGAUUCUGACUAUCCUGACUGGCUGUGGCACUUGCUUGAUAAGCAUCUACCAUUGAGCGAACUGCGUAGAAAGAACACAGAAACUCUUACUUUUGAUGACCUAAAACGUUUUGUUAAACUUGACAACCGGGCAAGGAUUAAAGAAAAUAAUGCUCUGAGGGCCAAGAAUUGAUUUUAGAGACAUGCGAGGUUCUUAUUUUCUUCUUUCUUUUUAUCGAAGUUCUUAUUUCCAUUCUGAGCUUAGAGGCCCUUCAAAUUCUCUGAUAAUGAAUGUCUAAUAGCUUUCUACUGAAGGCCCCUUAGUUUAUCUCUACUUAGUCUGUAAAAUAAUUGAGUGAAUUUUGAGGAGGUUGGGGUGAGGUGGAGUGGUCAUAUGCUUUUGGUAAACUAUAAUUCUGUUGUGGACUGGAUGAUAACAAAAUAUAAUGAAGCUCAUUGCAUUUAUGAGAAAGAA
This is a messenger RNA of Elaeis guineensis (African oil palm), 2113 nucleotides long. RefSeq names its product small ribosomal subunit protein mL104 (rPPR9). The record is from RefSeq and is a predicted model, not a curated record. NCBI's taxonomy places the organism in Eukaryota, Viridiplantae, Streptophyta, Magnoliopsida, Arecales, Arecaceae. Gene Ontology annotation, molecular function: protein binding; mRNA binding.